This is a messenger RNA of Sodiomyces alkalinus F11, 572 nucleotides long. RefSeq lists its product as hypothetical. The coding region runs from base 44 to 478 and encodes 144 amino acids. The transcript has a single exon. The record is from RefSeq and is a predicted model, not a curated record. NCBI's taxonomy places the organism in Eukaryota, Fungi, Ascomycota, Sordariomycetes, Glomerellales, Plectosphaerellaceae.
CCCAGGUCCCCCAACCACCGACCUCGCCAGCCGCCUUCUGUUUAUGGCGCUAAUUGUACGAAUAUGUACAUAUCUUGUAUCUUGCAUCUUUUAUCCGUACCACCGUCGGUCGACCUUCACUUGUCAACCGUCACUCCCUUCAUCUUUUCACCUCGUCACUACUCCUCCUCUCGUCGUCCUCGUUUACUUCUUUUCCUUGCAUGUAGUGUGCCACAAUCCUAUGGAAUGCGACGAGUGCAUUCUACUGAGCGAAUUUGGUUACACAACUGCGGCCCCCCCCCACCUCAGUCAUAAGACGCGUCCCGUCAUAACCAUAACAGGACCUCGACAGCUUCAGCUUCAGCUUCGGCUUCGGCCUCGGGCUCGGCCUCAGCCCACCACCUCUCUGCUCUCUUUGCGUUUCACCACAUAUCGAAGCUCUGCACUCGCAAGUGCGGGACACCACUCCUCUUACCGAAUGCGAUCAGAUACUCGUUAAUAGUUCUACGAGAAACGCCGGCGUCGCCUCUGCCGAGGGGGGAAGAGAUAUCCAGACGCGUCGCAAGCUGAUCCCGACCCUCACACUGCCUUUG